AUGCCCUACGGCGACCGCAUCCUGAAGCAAGGUCUGCAAGGCGACGAUGUCGUCGAGCUGCAGGUGCGCCUGGCGGGCUACCGCGGCACGCUGCCCGACGGCGACUUCGGCUCGGGCACCGAGUUGCAGGUCAAGGUCUUCCAGGCCGACUUCAUGAAGAUGGCCGCGCCCACCGGCGUGGUGGACCGCGCGACCUUCCUGGCCAUCGACCAGCUCGCGCAGCGCUUCCCGAUCGACUUCGCCACGCUGCGCUGCCGCUGCGGUACCUGCAGCGGCUUCGGGCAGGGCAAGUUCAAGGGGCUGUACGUCGGCAGCGUCAAGACGGAGCAGAACUACCGCUACGAGUACCCGGGUCUGCACCGCAUGAUCCUGUGGGCCGCCCGGGCGCUGUUCGCCUACCGGCCGGACAUGCAGUUCGUGUUCAGCUCCGGCUACCGCUGCAGCGUGGACAACCAGAUCCACCAGCGCACCACCACCAACCAUCACGGCAAGGCGGUCGACAUCGACAUCGUGCUGCCGCCCGGCAUGAGCAAGCGCGACGACAUGGCGCGCUGCGACGAGGUGCGCGGGCUGCUCGUGGCCAAGUCCAACGCCCAGAUCGGCUGGCUGGGCGCCAACCGCAAGUCGCUCGAGCCCGCCGACAUCGCGCCCACAUGGGUGCAUUACGACGUCCGCAGCUACGAACCGAAGUACCUGAAGAACGAUUUCUUUUGCCAGGACCUCGCCGGCCUGGACCGUCAGCGGCCGAUCACCGUCUGA
This is a messenger RNA of Ostertagia ostertagi, 759 nucleotides long. The record is from the annotation of a GenBank genome assembly. NCBI's taxonomy places the organism in Eukaryota, Metazoa, Nematoda, Chromadorea, Rhabditida, Trichostrongylidae.